Staurois parvus is the source of this 358-nucleotide messenger RNA. NCBI's taxonomy places the organism in Eukaryota, Metazoa, Chordata, Amphibia, Anura, Ranidae. The record is from the annotation of a GenBank genome assembly.
AUGGGGCCCCCGGGCAAUAGGGGAUCAUGGGGCCCCUGUGUCCUUGCCCAAACUCAAAAAAGCCUAUGAAAAAGUUUGACAUUUGAACAAGAGGAGGGGCAGAGAAAAUAGGAUCAAACCACUUUUUGUUUUACACAAUGCAGAGGAUUAACCCCUUAGGUUCCACAGCAGGGGCGGACUGACAACUCAUGGGGCCCCUGGGCAAUAGGGGAUCAUGGAGCCCCUGUGUCCUCACCCACACUCAAACCACACCCAAAAGGCUAUGAAAGGUACCAGGGGCAUGUCAUGGGGCCCCCUACUGAGCCCGGGCCCUCGGGCAGUGCCCGAGUUCUCAAAUGGUCAGUCCGCCCCUGUUCCA